This is a messenger RNA of Chelonus insularis, 3513 nucleotides long. RefSeq lists its product as uncharacterized. Lineage: Eukaryota; Metazoa; Arthropoda; Insecta; Hymenoptera; Braconidae. Gene Ontology annotation, cellular component: membrane. Bases 399 to 3497 code for a protein of 1032 amino acids. The transcript has 16 exons. Gene Ontology annotation, biological process: transmembrane transport; monoatomic anion transport. The record is from RefSeq and is a predicted model, not a curated record. Gene Ontology annotation, molecular function: transmembrane transporter activity.
AUAUCUAUUGUAUAACUUUUUGAUUAGACUGCUUUUAUUUAAUCCCGUACUUGUCAACUGUCAGUUUGUAGUUUCUUAGUGGAGCUCGAACUUGAAUAAAUGUUUAAAUAUUCUUUCAAACGUCACAUUAUGCUAUUGUGACAAAAAAUUAUUGUUUUACAUAAGAACUUCUUAGUCAAUUAAGUAUAAAUUCGAUAAGAAAUUUUCUAAUAUUUAUAUUAAUUUGGUAAUGAGAUUGAUUAAAAAAUAAUUAAGUAUUUAAGUGGUUAAUUAACAGCAGUCAAAAUUGUAAGAGUGAUAAAAAAUAUAAAUGUAAGAUAAAUUUAUUUAUCUUUUACCUACUUUUCACGAUCACAAAUUAUCAACGAUAACUCUAUUAAUUUAGUUCAUUAGUAUCAAUGGCAUCUUUCUGUCAAGUUUCAGAUCUAUUAACAUGUCGUCACGUUUUAAACAUAAUGGUUAUCUCAGGAUUUAUGCUAAACUACAUGAUGAGAGUGAAUUUAAUCAUUUCUAUAGUGUCAAUGGUCGUUCCUAGUAAUUCAUCAUCUAACUCAUCCUAUAUAAGCCACGAGUGUUCUGAUCCUUCACAAACUAUCAAUACCGGUCACAUUGAUAUUUAUCAAUUGUCUUCAAAUAACACUGACAAUAUUUUUAAUAGUUCAAAAGUACAAGUAGAACGUCCUCAAACAAGGUAUGAAUGGGAUGAAUACGAAGUCAAUUUUGUUCUUGGUACUUUCUUCUGGGGCUACUUGUGUACAGAAGUACCAGGUGGCCGAUUAGCUGAAGUAAUUGGAGCAAAAAAAGUACUUGGAAUUGCUAUGUUUACCACCAGUAUAAUUUCACUGCUCACACCUUUCGCAGCUUCUCUUGGAUACCAAGUUGUAGCUGCACUUCGAGUAGUAGUUGGUUUUAUGUUGGGUGCAUCUUGGCCUGCUCUUUUCCCUUUAGCAGCUCAAUGGAUUCCUCCCACAGAGCGUAGCAAGUUUAUGUCUCAUACGAUGGCUUCUACGUUGGGUGCUGCUGUCAUGAUGCAAAUUGGUGGUUUUUUAAUAGCUAAUUUGGGAUGGGAGUCUGUCUUUUAUUUUACUGGAGGAAUAAGUUGUGUCUGGAGCAUUAUAUGGUUUUCAGUUGUAUAUGACUCACCAGCUCAACAUCCAAGAAUAUCAAUAGAAGAGAGGAGAUACAUUGAAGAAGCUAUUGGAAAUGCUUCUUCUCAUAAUAAAAAAAAGAUUCAUGCUGUUCCUUGGAAAUCUAUUUUCACGUCAAAACCCGUCUGGGCAAUAAUUUUAUAUGGAACUGCAAAUGCAUUUUCGUUCUUCACUAUAUUAACCCAGCUCCCGACAUAUAUGAAGUAUAUUUUGGACUAUAGAAUUCAGGAGAACGGCAUUUUGUCUUCUUUACCUUACAUUGGACAAUAUUUUGUUGGCUUAUCUUCAGCAAUAAUUGCUGAUCAUCUUUAUCAUCACAAUAAACUUUCAGUCACUGCAAUUCGUAAAAUAUUUAAUGCAAUUGGAGGCCUAGCACCAGGCAUCUGUAUGAUAUCCUUAGCUUUAUUUGGUUGCAAUAGAAAUAUAGCCGUCACAGCUUUCACUUUAGCGUUAACAUGUAAUGGAGCCAUUGGAGGUGGUUUCUUUGGAAACGCUCUAGAUAUUGCUCCAAACUUUUCCGGAACCAUUUUCGGUAUUGCAAAUACUCUUAGCUCUCUUGGUGGUUAUCUUAGCAGUGUUAUGGUUGGUUGUUUGACUUAUAACAAUCAAACAUAUAAACAAUGGCAAAUUGUAUUUUGGGUUCUUGCUGGGAUGUACAUAUUUCAAUCUGUAAUUUUCCUUCUGCUUGGAUCUGGAGUAUUACAACCAUGGAAUAAUCCUGAUAAUAACUAUCUUAAAAGAAAAAUAGAACCCAAUGAUAUGAAGGAUGAAGAAGAAGGUAUAUCUUUGAAUAAAGUGAAUGAACUAUAUCUAUUAACAUGUCGUCAUGUAUUGAACAUCAUGAUCAUCCUGGGAUUUAUAUGUAAUUAUAUUUUAAGAGUAAAUUUAACAAUCGCUAUAGUUGCAAUGGUUGUUCCACGAAAUUCUACAUCUACUAACUUAACUUAUGUUAGUGAUGAAUAUUCUGAAACAUUAUCUGCUAUUAAUUCUACAGCUACAAAUACCUCACAAUCAAGUCUAAUUAUUGAAUUCAAUUAUAAUGAUAAUGAUAGUUAUUCCUCUGACCUAAAAUUAGAACACAAACGUUUACAAACGAGAUACAACUGGGAUGAAUAUGAAGUUAAUUUAAUUCUCGGUGCUUUCUUCUGGGGAUACAUAUGCACAGAGUUACCAGGUGGUCGUUUGGCUGAAAUAGUUGGAGCUAAGAGAGUAUUUGGAUACUCUAUGCUUUCAUCUAGUAUUAUUACACUUCUCACACCUUUAGCAGCUUCCUUUGGAUAUGCAGCUAUGGCUGCUCUUCGAAUAGCUUUAGGAUUAAUGCUAGGUGCAACAUGGCCAGCAUUAUAUCCUUUGAUAUCGCUCUGGAUUCCACCUACAGAACGUAGUAAAUUCGUAGCUAAUACGUUGGCGGCUACACUUGGUGCUGCGUUUAUAAUGCAGGUUGGAGGGUAUCUCAUAGAGUUUCUAGGCUGGGAAUCAGUUUUUUAUUUUACUGGAGGUAUCAGUUGUGCCUGGAGUAUUAUCUGGUUUAUGGUUGUGUAUGAUUCUCCAGCCCAACAUCCAAGAAUAUCAGUUGAAGAAAGAAAAAAGAUUGAAGAUGCUAUUGGACCAACUUCAUUAACCAAGACAUUUAAAGUUCCAUGGAAAUCUAUUUUGACAUCAAAACCAGUAUGGGCGAUAAUUAUUUAUGGUGCUUGCACUGAUUUUGGAUUUUUUACGAUUUUAACUCAGUUACCAACAUAUAUGAAAUACAUUUUAAACUAUGAAAUCAAAGAAAAUGGUCUUCUUUGCUCCUUACUUUUUAUAGGACAAUAUUUUUUCGGUCUUCUGUCAGCUAUAAUUGCUGAUUAUUUGCACCGAAAACGAAUAUGCUCAGUAACAACUAUUCGCAAAGUAUUCAAUACUAUAGCCAGUAUUAUACCAGGAUUGUGUAUGAUUAUUCUUGCGAAAUUUGGUUGUGAUCGAGUUAUUGCUGUUACUGUUUUUACCAUAGCAUCAACAACGAAUGGAGCAGUAACAGCUGGAUUUCUGGGAAAUAGCUUAGACAUUGCUCCGAACUUUUCUGGAACUAUUUAUGGUUUAGUGAAUACUGCUUGCUCUCUCGCUGGUUAUCUCAGUAGUCUUAUGGUGGGUUCAUUAACUUUAAACAAUCAAACUUAUGGCCAAUGGCAAAUUAUUUUUUGGAUUCUUGCUGGUCUUUAUGUAUUUGAAGCUGUUGUAUUCCUUAUUCUUGGAUCCGGGGAAGUACAAGAAUGGAAUUACUGCAAUGAUAAUCUUUCAAAGAAAAAAAUAAAACUUAAUAAAAUAAACAAUCAAGAAGAAGCUGUACCAUUAAAAAAUGAUAUAUGAAUUUGAAUAACCUAGA